Messenger RNA from Culex quinquefasciatus (southern house mosquito), 481 nucleotides. RefSeq lists its product as uncharacterized. The transcript has a single exon. The coding region runs from base 1 to 471 and encodes 156 amino acids. Lineage: Eukaryota; Metazoa; Arthropoda; Insecta; Diptera; Culicidae. The record is from RefSeq and is a predicted model, not a curated record.
AUGAAGAGUGCACUAUUCCUACUUCUAGCACUAGCCCUGACUUCUACGGUUUGGGCAGCCGUUCCAACGGGAUGCGUCCAGCUGAAAAAUCGUUACGUCAGCAAGUAUUUGGCCUCCUCGUCGGGUCAUGACGCCGAUCGUCGCAACGUGGAGCACAGCUCGAGCCCACACACAUGGGUGAUAACGCACGCGACCGGCGAGUGGUACAGGAUCAAGCACAAAAAGCUGAACGAAGAACUGUUCGAGUCCGUUCAGCACCACAAGGUGUUCACCUGGAUCAAGAAAGCCGUCAUCAACGAUGGUGGGGCUGACUGGAAAAUCUACGAUUCGGGAACCUGGGAUCACUAUUACAUCAGAAAUAAGAAAUUUGACCAUUGUCUGUACACCGAUGAGUGGAGAACGGCGGUUACGAGUUAUGGAGGCUGUACGGAGUUCAGCUACGAAUGGGAAAUUAAAUCUGUUAGUUGCUGAAAAAACGGAA